GCGGUGUCCAUAAUGAUAGUGAAAAUAUUCUGUGACGCGCACGCGCAGUGGUUGCAGUGUAUGAGAAAAUGGCAGACGUCUCGUUGGAUGAAGUUAUACGGCGGCGCGGAAUUAACCUUAAAGCUCCAGCUAAACGGCCCAUGUUUGGACGGGUUGGAGGAGGGGACAGUAAAAACUUUGAUGCUAGGCAAAAAAUUGGGAUCAAUGAUGCAAGACAACGCCUGGGAGGAGGAACAGGUUUUCAAGUGAAGGAUGCCAGAGAGAAGUUAGUUCAAAAAGAUGCUCGGUUCAAAAUCCGUGGCAGGGGAGGGGCAGGAGGUGUGCAGGAUGCUCGGCAGAUGAUUAACUCACGCAAACAGGGGCAAAGUCAGUUUGGCACCCCUGCACAGACCACACUAAAGGCAGCGAUAACGCAACAACUGCAAGGCAAGACACCAGUGCCACAGAUACAGAUACAAACCAACAGUAAUCUUGCCAGUGCGAACACUAGGCAGUUUACCACUAAUGUACAAGGACUGAAUGCCAGAGUCAGCACAACACCACAGCUGAGCAAUAAUGUACGAGUAAUGGAUGCUCGCGAUAGGCUGAGCCUUAAGAGGAGUAUUGGAGGAACACAGACGCAAGCAGCUGCUGAACCACCUCUAAAAAUAACAAAGACCAUCCAGCAACGGCCAGCUGGGAUCUUAAGUGGAAUUCGUGGAAUGACGCAGCCUGCCUUAAAUGACCUCGGCAGCAUCCCCAGCAAACAAAUAAAGAUCACAACUGCCAACAAUAUGGGACAGUCCCGGACUGGCCCCGUAGGCUCCAUGUUCUCCAUGACAGCCCCCAUCACUAAGGUGGUAAAAAAUGAUGCCUACACGGCCCCACGGCCUCCAGUCCCGGUGGCGCCCACCCGGCCCAACACCAGCACGGCUGCUGCCCGUUCCUCUGCUGCAGCUUUGCAGCCGGUGUCCAGGACUCUGCAGCAGAGCACAGCAGAAACCAGCACUGCAACGCCUACUCCUCCUCUGCUGACUUUUAGCCCAUUGGAGGGAACUAAAAUAACCGUGACCAACCUUCAUUCCCGGGUUACUGAGGAGGACAUAUUGGAACUGUUCUGUGUGUGCGGUGCUUUGAAGCGAGCGCGCCUGGUAAAGGUGGGCGUAGCUGAGGUAGUGUUUGUCCGUAAAGAGGAUGCUGUCAGUGCAUACAGGAGGUACAACAAUCGCUGCUUGGAUGGCCAACCCAUGAAGUGUAACCUUCAUAUUCAGGGAAACGUCAUCACUUCUGAUCAGCCGAUUCUACUGAGACUCAGCGACACCCCUGGAGCAGGCAGCAGCAGCACCACGAAGAAAUACGGUCUGCCUCCUUCUCUGUCCCGUCCCAGCGGUCAACGAGCCUCCUCUCAGCCCACUCCUGAAGUGGACCCUCAGACCAUUCUCAAGGCUCUGUUCAAGUCCACCACACAGUCCACCUCCACUACCGAGGCCGCCAGCUCACAGACCACCGCUUUCCGCAUCAAGAUAUAAAGCUGAUAUCUGAAAGGAAUCUGCUGCCGUUAGAACGUCCUCAGUGUUCACAUUAAAGCUGUGGUUCUCACUAAUGGCAAGCAGCCCAUAUUCUCUAAUGAAACUGAUUUUUUUACGCAUUUCAUUGAGAUGAUUACUUGGAACGGGAGGUUAAUAGAUGAUCCAAUCCAAUGUUAAUUGGACCGGAUGAAGAAAUGUUGAUAUUUUAAAUCGGCAUAAAGAGGGGUUGUAGGAAGUGUUCUUUUAUAAAAUUUGGUUUAUUUUUACUCUACAGUUAUCUGCAAUUUUCCAAAAGAGUGAUUUAAAGGAAACAUUGACAGACUAUUUGAAAACUGAAGUUAUUCUGAAGAAUCAACACCUUUUUAAAGAUGUGCGCACAUAUGGAUGUGUUUAGUCAUUCGAACCUCUGUCAGAGUUCAGCCUAUGUGAACAGGAUCUUGCAUUUUUUCUUUAGCAUUUUCCCCCCACUUUGGGACUUGUUAAAUCCAAGUACUAGUUUUGCUUGUAAAAACAUGUUAAACGUGAGCAGGAAGAGACCAGUACCUUGCUUUCAUUGGAUUUCCAGUUUGUGUGGGAUUCAGUGCUCUGUAAAAAAUUCCUCAUGCUUGUUUAGUUUUGGAGGAGAAGGAAGAUAAUUUGUUGUAGGACACUUUACAUUCUAUUUGUGUCGAACAACUGUAAACUACUUUUAGGUUGCUUUCUCGGUUUGUCAGUGGGGGUUGUCAGAUCUGUUUGUGAAUUGUUGCCAUUAAAUAUUCAGCUUUGUAGAUCUA
Girardinichthys multiradiatus is the source of this 2281-nucleotide messenger RNA. Its product is annotated as polymerase delta-interacting protein 3-like. Gene Ontology annotation, molecular function: mRNA binding. Bases 69 to 1508 code for a protein of 479 amino acids. The record is from RefSeq and is a predicted model, not a curated record. NCBI's taxonomy places the organism in Eukaryota, Metazoa, Chordata, Actinopteri, Cyprinodontiformes, Goodeidae. Gene Ontology annotation, biological process: mRNA export from nucleus. Gene Ontology annotation, cellular component: nucleus. The transcript has 10 exons.